Molecule: messenger RNA, 534 nt
Organism: Rotaria sordida
Lineage: Eukaryota; Metazoa; Rotifera; Eurotatoria; Philodinida; Philodinidae
Source: the annotation of a GenBank genome assembly
AUGCAUUACGAAUCAUCAACUAAUGAUCAGAAAUUUAAUGUUGAUAUCUCUGAUGGAACAUAUCAAUAUUCACCAAUGCCUCAACUGGCAGAAAUCAAUCAUACACGAACACUUCUUCUUCGUUUAACUUUUAUAGAAUUCGUUCUUUCUAUAAUAUCCAUGAUUGUUGUUAAUUAUUCAUACGUAUUUGGUUAUACAUGGGGAUUUGAAUUAUAUAAUAUUGUUCUUCGAUUCUUGCCACUUUUAUCUUUCAUGUGUUUUGGUUUUGGAUUAGUUGUUACUGAUCGAUAUCAUGUGAAAGGUUUAUGUGUAUUUGCAAAACUAAUUAUGAUUGAUUUGAUAAUAACUUAUCUAACUUUGUUGAUUAUUAUUAUAAUACCAAUAUGUUUGAAAAAAUAUACCAUUGGUAUUGUUCCAGCAAUUAUUUUUUUUAUGAGUUAUCUAAUGAUAUUUGCCCUAGCUUCAUUUAUUCCGGCAUACACUAUCCGAUUAGCAGAUAAAUUAUCAAAUUUACUAAAUGAUAACAAAUAUUGA